GGCGCCGCGCGCUUGGAUACUAUGUGCUGCGCGAGAGGAAGUAGUUCUACCCGGUUUUUGCAUUUUUAUCGGGUAAAAUCAAAUUGAUAGCUCAAGACAUCACUUAAUUUAUGUUUAGUUAUAACUCUAGGAGAUUUUAGUAAUCUAUUUGAGGCGUAACUACGAUGCAAAAUGUUUCUGCGCAACGCGCACGGAUACAGGGUGUCGUCCUACUACAUAAGCCAAGAGCGGCCGCGACGCGACAGUCCGUGUCGUGCGCUGGCCCGUUGUGUUUGAGGAAUCGCGUAGUAUGCCUUGGAUAUCGCCGACUACGCCCGUUAGGAGUUAAAUACGUCGUUUUCCACAAGGAUUACCGAUAACCCCGACAGGAAUAAUCGGUGGAGCACUGAGGAGGUUAUGUGAAGUCGACGAUGUUGUCGACCUCUCCGUCCAAUUGGCCGACCAUCGCUGACUGUGCACCGAGCCCGCAUCAUACCCAGACAACGAUGGAAAUGGAAGACUUGGAGAAUAUGUCUGGCUUUUUCCUCGACGACUACUCGGCGCCAGGCUCGCCGUACAACCUGAUGGAAGAGUUCAGUUCCAUUCCGGCACCGAGCGACGACAUAUGGAAAAAGUUUGAACUUCUGCCCACUCCGCCGCGGUCUCCCGACCGGUCUGACGACAAGAUUUUCGACGACGUCUUCUACGACCAGGAAAUAGUGGACUUCGACGAAGACCUUUUGCUGUCGGACAUCAUCUUCGAGCACGAGGACAUCGUCGAUGAAAUCCUGCGCAGCGACGUCGAGUUGUUCAAGCCCCGAGACUCGCCCGUCGGAUGGUCCUCCAAGACCCAGACGGGCGAACUCUUGCACGACUGCAUGUGGGCCGGCGAGUGCGCGGUGAACUGUACGCAGAAGGCUGCCCGCGAGAAACAAGACUGUAACGGCGUCAUCGUGCUCAAGUCGACCUCUUCGUGCGAAAAAUGCGAGCCGUACGAGUGCAUGGGCGACGCCGUGGGUGUCGCCACGUCGCCGGACAACGUGCUACCGCGGACUGCUAGCCUCGAAGAGGACUGCGGAGGUGUGGAAGCUACCCGUUGUGUGGAUCCCAGCGCGGUGCUAGCCUACACGCCGCUCAGUGACCACUGCUACCACCAGCCAACGCUCUCCACAGACUCUUCUAUCAUCAAUGACGUGUGCCUGUCGUCUGCUGCCGCGUCCGCGCAGACUGCGCCGUCGUCAGCGACCGCGUCAUCAAAGUCGUCCGCUAGCUCACAGCCGAUUGUCUUAGUGCGAAGUCGUGGCGUCUGGAAGAGAGACCUCAACAAACGGGAAUACGUCAUGUCGGAUACGCCGUCAGAGUCCGACGAUGACGACGACGAAGAUGACGAGGAAGAAGACGACGAUGAUGAUGAUGACGAUGAUGAUGACGACGAAGAAGAGGACGAGGAGAUCGACGUGGUGACGGUGGCCGGCGAACGCCAGCAGCACCAGAACGGACACAGCCACCACCGCGCUGCGACCUCCCGGUCUGCCCGCGGCCACCACUAUCAUCCUCAGCAGGCGCAUCACCACCAGCGGCAUCACCAACAACACCACAGUCAGCAGAAUCACCAUCACCAACAACCGACGUCACCACCGGCGUCCCGGACGACGUCUAGCGGUCGGGUGGUGACGCCCUCGCAGAAGCUCUUGUCCAAUGGCUCCGCGUCACGGCGGAAACGUCAUCACCACGCGACCGGCUCGGUCAAGCGUCGCCGCGCAUCGAGACAGGCCGUGGCAGUCGUGCCCGUCCACCAGCCGCCAGCGAAGAGGUCGCGCCGCGGCGGAGAAGACCUCUACGCGUCGUCGUGUUCGUCGUCGGACAACCCCGAGGACCACGAGCGUCGCAAGGAGCACAACAGCAUGGAGCGGAAGCGACGGGACGACCUCCGGUCAGCGUUCCAGCACCUGCGACUCAUGGUACCGUCCCUGAGGGAUAACCCCAAGGCACCCAAGGUGAUGAUCCUCAACAGGGCGGCCGAUCACGCGCGAGAACUGACCAGUCAGAGUGCGAGCGUCGAGGACGCGCUCCGCAAGGAGGUGCACCGGCAACGCGCGCUCCGAAAGAGGCUGGCACAGCUUCAGCAGCGGAAUCGGAAGCAGCGCUGAACGGGACAUCCACCGCUCCUUCAGCUGCUGAUUUUGAAGCGACUCUAAUGCCGUUGCUGUCGAAAGACAGUGGACUAUGGAUGGAAUCGAAUGCGAUGAAGAAAAAAAGAAAUGGUGCAGUGAGAAGUUUUCAAGUUUGAACAAUGACUUAGGUGUUUUUCUUUUUAUAUACGUGCAACUGUUAGUUCUUUUUUCUUCUUUUAGUUUCGACGAAUGCUUUGGGGUUUUUAUAUUGAGCGAAGCGGUCUCGUGUCGUUUUUCGCUUCUGCGAUGCCUUUCACACAUUGCGAUCAACCAUCCCUACCUCUUGAUAUAUCUGUGCUGCGAAAAUCUGCAUAUUAAAAAAAAAAAAAACUUUUUUUUUUUCUUUUUUAAUUAACGGGGGUGGGUUGCUGGGGGGACAACCGAUUCGGGGUUGGGGACACGGCAGUGUCGGAGCAUUGUCAGAAGCAAAAGCUGAUAGCGACCUCUUCGAACCAGCUAGUCUUUGUUGUACGCGAAACCGUGAAGGAGUUGCACUGAUUUUGUCGUCGAAGGAGGCAUUACCGGGAAGUUUUCUAGCGCGCGUGAGAAGCAAAUGGGCAGGCGGAGAACGAAUUGCGGUCGAGUCACUGCGCGGUGCAUCCCACUGCGUGAAAGGUUUGUGUACCUGGAUUGUCGAAGCCUUCGCUGGAACGGUUCUGCCGUUGCCCUUUGUAGCCAUAUUUUUAGCCUUCCUCCCCCCACCCCAUGCUCCCACUUGUAAAGAAGAAACACUCUGGGACAAGUGUGUAAAUUUUUUUUUUUUUUUAUCUCUUUCGCGUCGUCGAUAUAGCAGCAUAGUGAAAUACAUACCAUAUUGCGACUGGAUAUAAGAGUCUUUUUAUUUUUCAUUGUGCGUGCAUACCAUAUCUCGUCGGUAUUUUUUUUUUUUUUUCUUGCGGAGCUCAAGGUUUUUCUGUUCUUGUCCGUGACCUAGGAUGCAACAAAUUUUCAAAGUUUGCCUGGCGUGUUGUUUGUUGGAAGUGUUGUACCGCUGUUUUCCCCUUCCUUAUGAAUCCCCCCUCUCACUCCUCUUUCCCCCUAUGCCGGCAGCUUCAAUGGGCAUUAUGGAUCUUCACCUCAGUUGUAGUUGCUUCGACUUCGGUGCUCUUGCCGCCGGGUGGGUCGCCACUAAUGUUAGAAUGGCUGAGUAUGCAGGGGGGCCGCAUGCCAAAGCGACGCUGCAGGCGGUGCCUGCGCGUCGCGUCGAGCUUGUAGUGGGUGCGAGGGAGCGCAGGGCUGUCCGUUGCACCGUUGCACCCCUCGGUGCUCGAAUAUUUGCUGCUCCCCGACUCUUCCGUCUGCACGGAGUAGCUUGGUUCGUUGUUGCCUCGAUACUCCUGUACCUUCGACAUCUGGCGGCGUUCGAGUCGUCCCUUUCACGUUUUGAGCCUGUUGCUUUCGUGCUGGCCUUUGCGAACGACGCUGUUCCUUCGCAAAGUUUGGAAAGAAAACUUGCGCUUCUUGCAAAGGGGUACUUGGUGAACUUUGAGCGCAAGAGUGGACCGGCGCAUUGCGUUUAGAGUAUCGCUUGCGGCCGACGGUUUGCUGUGUUUGGGACCUUUCUCGGAACAAGUUGCUUGCUUUUAUUUUUUCUCGAGUGAUCUAGUGAGGGCACAAUUUUUUUUCGUUUUAAAAUGGCUUGCUUCUUCUUUUUUUCAUCCUCCCCCUCCCCUCCCGUCCCCCUUGUGGUGGCGUUCGGUGGCGAUGUGGUCGCGUUCCACGGUUCGACAAUUUCCGUGUGGACGUUACUAUGGCAACAGCGUAAAGUUCCUAUGGCGUGGUGCGGUGUCUUGACUGCGCCGCUGCUUUCUUUACCUUUCCUAUCCCCGUUUUCCCUCCUCUUUCGCCGUCUCCAGUCUGUCCCGGAGGCUUUUGCUUUUUCACCAAGUGUUAACACACGCCAGACUUUGCUCCAGUUGUUAGGACUGCCACCCGUGUAGCGUUUCCGUAAUUUUAAUUUGUUUUGUGAUAUCCGGGGAUACAGGCGAUGAUCCCGCUUAGUGUUUUUUGCGUUUGUGUAGUGUGUGACUUGGUGCCUUGUUUUAGUGUGUGUGUGUGUCUGCGCGCGCACGCAAUGUAUUUUUAAGAACGCGAAGAGAGUUCUGAAGUUUGUUUCCCCCCUAGACUUGCCGCUGAUAGUUGCUUUGGAAUUUGCUCCUGGACGGAUUGAAGCUGGGGGGUAGGGCGGAAAGGUACCGCCCAGAAGCGUUGUUUUCGUGUUUUUAGUAGGUCAUCUGGAGUGUCCAGGGAACACAAGUUGUGUCUUUCCUUUUAAAUUCAAUCUUUUUUGCGCCAUUAUCGUGUUUUUUUUUUUUUUUUUUUUUUUUUUUUUUGUUUCUUGCAGAGUGCCGUAGCUCUGUCGAGUCCACCCUGGUUUUAAAAAAAUUAUGCGCCUCCAUUUUGUGUUACAUCUCUAAUUUGUCAACACUCUAGACUUUUUUUUUUUUUUGUCUGCAUGAAUUUUUUUGUGGCAUUUGAUGAAGGGGGUGUGUGCUUUGCCAACACCUGCUAGAUAGGCUGCAGUGCCUAAAAAGGCAAAUGCGGAGCACGGUGUGGACACAAGCAUUGCGUCAGUGUUGGGCUGGAACUGGUCCUCGAGUCUUUGGCCAACUACCGCCGACUUGCCACUGCUGUCAAAUCCCUACCCGUAUUUGUUGAAACUUCGGCACCAAUGGCCUCCUUAUCUAGAAAGUGUUGGCAUUGCUCGUUUUUUUUUUUUUUUUUUUUACAUUGUCUUAAUUCUAAACUGCUGUGCCUUAGUAGGUUUGAAAAAAAAGUGUAGGAAGUUACAUUGAAAAAUAUGCAUAUGCAUUUUAUAUACACAUUAUUAUAUAUUAUAUAUACAAAACUUCCUCACAUAUGUAAUUUACUUCUCCACGCCAGCCAUCGUCAUAGCGAAAAUAGAGAGCUUUAAUAGUGCAAGUUUGGAGAGAUGAAUGCAACUGGAACAGAGGAAUACUGAGGCGAUUGGAUUUUGUACUGUACUGUCCUGUGUUUUUUUUUUUUUUUGUGGAUUGUAGUUGCUUCCUUUCUGUACUGUGGUUGAGAUUGGAGACUACAAAAGAAAGCAAAAAAAAAAACACCGAAUGUUUAUUAAGUUAUGUGCUGAAAUAGAAGCCAAGUAAGAUUAUGAUCGGGAGUUGAAAUUAAAGCCUUGUUUUACUCAUAC
Messenger RNA from Ixodes scapularis (black-legged tick), 5322 nucleotides. RefSeq names its product protein L-Myc-1b. The coding region runs from base 411 to 2129 and encodes 572 amino acids. The transcript has 3 exons. Gene Ontology annotation, molecular function: protein dimerization activity; RNA polymerase II cis-regulatory region sequence-specific DNA binding; DNA-binding transcription factor activity, RNA polymerase II-specific. Gene Ontology annotation, biological process: regulation of transcription by RNA polymerase II. Lineage: Eukaryota; Metazoa; Arthropoda; Arachnida; Ixodida; Ixodidae. The record is from RefSeq and is a predicted model, not a curated record.